Molecule: messenger RNA, 897 nt
Organism: Microsporum canis CBS 113480
Lineage: Eukaryota; Fungi; Ascomycota; Eurotiomycetes; Onygenales; Arthrodermataceae
Product: DUF625 domain-containing protein
Exons: 5
Coding region: 1-897 (298 amino acids)
Biological process (GO): protein dephosphorylation; DNA damage response
Cellular component (GO): nucleoplasm; protein phosphatase 4 complex
Molecular function (GO): protein phosphatase activator activity
Source: RefSeq, a predicted model, not a curated record
AUGGCCAUGUCCUUCCCUGUGCCGCAGCUGAACGACCGGAAGAGAGUCAAGGUCUACGAGUUGCGGAAUAACGACUGGUUCGACCGGGGGACGGGCUUCUGUACCGGCCAGAUAACAGACGUGCGUCUGCCUGAUAGUGCUACAGUGAGAUGUGGUGUUUAUGCUGACUGCGGCGGACAGGAUGAACCAAAGAUACUUGUCGAGUCUGAAGACCAGCCAGACCGCAUGUUGCUCGAGACACGCAUCUCAAGGGAGGACGGAUACCAGAAGCAGCAAGGCAGAAACUUUGAUAGUAUGGACGGAACAGAACGGCACGGAUAUGGCGCUCAGCUUUCAGGAAGCAGAGGGGUGGACUUUGUGCGCCAUGUUCAGCAGCAUCUGGCUCCCCUGGGCCCAGAUGACUCGCUCUCCGACGACGCCCUCGAUGGUAUGCGCAGCGCGAUCAUGCUUCCCUCUCCUGACCUGACGAAUCUCGCAGAGAUUGAACAUCUCAUCGUCGGUGCCAGUGCCACCCAGCCUGGCCGGGACGCCAUAGCCCGCUUCGUCAUCCAGGAACAGUACAUCAUGAAACUCCUUCCGCUCGUUUCCGUGGCCGAAGACCUUGAGGGUCUGGCUGACCUCCACCGCCUCUGCAACAUCAUGAAGGCGCUCAUCCUCCUCAACGACAACACCAUCAUCGAACAGGUCGUCUCCGACCCCGUCAUCAGCGCCGUCGUCGGUGCCCUAGAGUACGAUCCGGACUUCCCCACACACAAGGCGAACCAUCGUCAGUACUUGAACGAUCGAACUCGCUACAAGGAAGUCGUCCCCAUCAAGGACCCCAUCAUCCUACUGCAUGAGCAUCGCAAAGAACUUACAGGCUCAAUCUCGCGGAGAUCUGUUCGCAAAUCUCAUUGA